Molecule: messenger RNA, 1289 nt
Organism: Eurytemora carolleeae
Lineage: Eukaryota; Metazoa; Arthropoda; Copepoda; Calanoida; Temoridae
Exons: 16
Coding region: 54-1271 (405 amino acids)
Cellular component (GO): membrane
Source: RefSeq, a predicted model, not a curated record
UUCCUAAUUUUUGUCUUGUUUUAGAUGAAAAAGUAGAAAGUGAUAUUUUUUAAAUGGAGAGGUUAGAUGAGUAUGAUAAUGAGGAGAAGGAGGGGAUGGAUAAGUAUGAGGAUGAGAAGAGACUAAAUGAUGAUAAGAAUGGAAUAACUAUCAUUAUACACAAGGACAAAGAUAUGUCCUCUCGCCCCUGGGACCAGGCCGCCAUUAAAAAUCUGUCCAUCCUCCAUCUUGUUUUUGGAAUCAUCCUUUUCUUCUCUCAAAUUCCGAUGGAUGUUUUUAAUGACAUCAACGCCGGAUUAAUCCUGAUAAAUCAGGGAUAUGUUGCAGGGGUUCUUUAUUCGGUUACAGCUGGUCUUGGAUUCAUUACAAGGAUUAAGAAGGAAAAAGUCUGGGUCUCUCUCUAUCUAGUGUUCAGCGUUUUAUCAAUCCUAUGGACAAUUGUAUUAUUAGCUGUGUCCUGCUGUGCCCUAGUGGAUCUUAAUAUAAGGAGAAGUUGGAGAACGAUUCCAGACACUACUGUAGACAUCCUCAAUACACUUCUAUCUAUCCAUCUCAUCUGCUCUGUCAUUCAAGUUGGAACAACGAUCGCUAGCGGUGCUAUGUCUUGUAUGUUUAUUUGCUGCCCCAAGCCUAGAGCUAUGCAGCAAGGAAUGAAACAAAAACCAAUGCAGAUACUUUCUGGUUUACAGAUUGGAAUAGGCGUGUUCUUAAUCAUUUGCUUCCCAGUAAACUACUAUGUUAUAAUGGGAGAGCGGUGGACAAUUGGUGAAGAGAUUUGGUGCGGAGUAUUCUUCACUGUUGUUGGAAUUCUUGGCUUUAUUGCAGCCAGACGAACGACCGCUUGUACUAUAACUCAAUUCUUGGUUUUCAAUAUUAUGGGUUCUAUUCUCGCUAUUGUUGUUAUAUCAUUGGCAGCAAUUAAAACUGCAAGUGAGGGCCAGGACCAUGAAAGACAGAUAGAGUACCACAGGGAUGAUUUGAAGUAUAUGCAGAGUGAAAACUACAACUGCACAGAGAAAGUAAUUUAUCAGCAGGAUUUGGACUGGAAAGAUUUGAAUGCGACUGACCCCGAAUUUGUGAAAUCUGUUGAAAAAUGUGAAGCUGUCCGUAUAGACGAUAUCAGGUACUUCACAGGCGGGUUAAGUUGGAAGAGAUGGGGGAAUAUCUCCCCCAAAACCCUCGAAAAAACUGGGAGACUUCUCAUCCCCAGGCACAAGAAGAGAGUGGUGUCAGCCUCGCAGCUUCUUACAUCUUUUAAUUUCGAUUUUUAAGAACGAAAUUCUAAAAAU